UUACUGAUUAUUUUCCAGUUUGAGGACAUGUUUCAUAUAAAAACCACAACAUUGUAAUAAAACUGAGUCUUUAGAGCUGACAGUCACUGCUGAUCUGAACUGAGGCUGUUUUAGUGACAGCAGGUGGGUGUUAGAGCUCAUAUUCCCACCAAGCUUCAACUCAACUACAUUUCCCAGGGUGCACUGCGCCGAGCCCAACAUUCCUGUGGAACGCGCCUGCGUAUCCAGACGUGGCACGGCAUCAUGGCCUCCUGGAUCCGCUACAGGAGAAGGAUGAGAGGAGAGAAAAUGUUGUCGCUGGUGCUGCUGGUGUGGAUGCUGUCGUUGCUGGAAGCUGUGAAGGUGUCGCCUCUCAUAGAGAAAGUCAGUGACCACAAAGACUUCAAGAAGCUGCUCAGGACCAGAACCAACGUUCUGAUACUCUACACAAAGACAGCAACAUCGGGCGACUCCCACCUGAAACUGCUGUCUGACGUGGCCCAAACUGUAAAGGGCCAAGGGACGAUUGCCUGGGUCAACUGUGGAGACUCUGAAGGCCGUAAAGUUUGUAAGAAAGUGAAGGUGGACCCGAGCUCCAAACAUGGAGGAGCAGAGCUGCUGCAUUACAAAGACGGGACGUUCCACACAGAGUACAACAGACCUGCUACCUUUAAGUCUAUGGUAGCAUUUCUGAAAGACCCAUCGGGACCCCCACUGUGGGAGGAAAACCCUGAGGCCAAAGAUGUCGUCCACAUCGAAACAGAAAAAGACUUUAGGAAGCUUCUGAAGAAAGAGGAAAAGCCAGUUCUCAUGAUGUUCUAUGCUCCAUGGUGUGGGGUUUGCAAGAGAAUGCAGCCAGUUUUUCAGCAAGCAGCCACAGAGACAAAAGGAAAAUAUAUCUUGGCGGGGAUGAAUGUGCACCCGGCUGAGUUUGACGGCCUCAAGCAGGAGUUCAGUGUCAAAGGAUACCCCACCUUCUGCUACUUUGAGAAGGGGAAGUUCCUUCACCACUAUGAAAACUACGGAGCUACCGCCAAGGAUAUUGCAGACUGGCUGAAGAAACGCUACCUGUCUCUAUUUGGGUGUGGCCACUGCAAAAAAAUGAAGCCAGAGUACGAUGAAGCUGCUGAAAUACUCAACAAGGCUGCAGACAGUCCAGGUGUGUUGGCAGCAGUCGACUCCACGGUGCACAAGGCUGUGGGAGAUCGCUACAAGAUCUCUGGUUUCCCCACUGUGAAGUAUUUUGAGAACGGUGAGGAGAUGUACACUCUGCCACACCUCCGGACCAAAGACAAGAUCAUUGAGUUCUUACACAAUCCCCAGGCACCUCCACCACCAGAACAGUCCUGGGAGGAGAAGCCCUCCAGUGUCAGCCAUCUUGGUUCUGAGGAUUUUAGAGAAGCUCUAAAGAAGAAGAAACAUGCUUUGGUCAUGUUCUACGCUCCCUGGUGUCCACACUGUAAAAAUUCCAUCCCUCACUUCAGCACAGCAGCAGAUCUCUUUAAGGAGGAUCGUAAGAUCGUGUACGCUGCUGUGGACUGCACAAAAGGACAGAACCAUGAGCUUUGUAAGCAGGAGGGGGUCGAGGGCUACCCCACUUUCAACUACUACAACUAUGGCAAGAUGGUGGAAAAAUACAAUGGAGACCGUGGGGAGGAAGGCUUCGUAGGAUUUAUGCGCAACCACCGAGACCAGGAGAAGGUAGUGAAGAAGAAGGAGGAGCUCUGAGGGCUGCAUGCAGGAAGGGGGCGGGGCAAUGCACUGUGACUUUUGAGCCUGGCAAAGUCCAGAUCAGCACUGAAGUGGGAGACUUGAUGACCUCAGCAAAAGGCUAUUUUUUAUACCGCGGAGAUCCUGUUUGUAAUGAUACCAGAGGAGAUCUUACAGGCUGACCACCCACUUGAGACUUCUUUAAAAAAUGGAUAUUCUGAUGGGCACAAAAAUAGACAAGGUUUGUUUUUUUUUCUCAAUCACUGUGACUAAAUAUGUUCAAAGCUACACCCUCUGUAUCUAUGCAAUAGUGACCCCUGCUGAGCCACGGUGGGGGGAGGGUCUGUGUGACCUGACAGUGGUGGUGGCUGGUGGGCCCUAUGGUGGCUGCACCCCCUCCCACUACACAAGGGGUUCUUAUUCUGUCCUGGUUUUCAUCUUAGCAACUGAGACUUGAUGCCACUCAUUACAUCACUGUUAGUCUCUGGUCAUUUACAAUAAACUGACAUUAACAUCUGUAAAACUGUAGAGAGUUUAGACAUUUUGUAGUGGGGUUCUGUGAAGAGAGUAUGAGUAAUUAGUAUCAUAACUGCUGUAGAUAUCUCUUUGAACAAUCUAAGUAGACUGACAAGCUAAUGGCUAGUCCAAGCUGGGCCGAAACUAAACAGGAUUAUGUCAUUUUUAAACUACAUACUACAUAGGGGUAACAUAAUGACCCCCGCACGCACAAAUGCACCAGAACU
Austrofundulus limnaeus is the source of this 2432-nucleotide messenger RNA. RefSeq names its product protein disulfide isomerase family A, member 5 (gene pdia5). Gene Ontology annotation, molecular function: protein disulfide isomerase activity. The record is from RefSeq and is a predicted model, not a curated record. Bases 244 to 1707 code for a protein of 487 amino acids. Gene Ontology annotation, biological process: protein folding. Gene Ontology annotation, cellular component: endoplasmic reticulum. The transcript is spliced from 17 exons. NCBI's taxonomy places the organism in Eukaryota, Metazoa, Chordata, Actinopteri, Cyprinodontiformes, Rivulidae.